AUUCGUUGCUGUUCCUCCUAAUUGGAUCAAGUGCAGACUUGUCUGGCUCUGUGCUUUGUGUUGAGAGUGAGAGAGGAGAGCGAUACCAGACAAAUGAGAGAGAGAGAGAGAGAGAGGGGAGGGGAGGGGUGUGUGGGCAAUCUUCACUCACAUCUCUGUUCAUCCUGCACGAGAGUCUUUAGCAACCGGCUUUUACUCUGCUCAGAGGAGUCAGGGCUUUGAUCCGACCGGCACCUGACGCUAUCGGAUGAUUCAGCCAUUUUCAGCUGCGGCUGGCAGAUUCAUGAAAGCCUGAACUUGCUCCCUCCUCCAGCCCUGCCCUCAGGUGAGUGCCGCACUCUCUCUCCGGACCUCUCUGCCUCGUUCUGAGGUGGGAUCCACCCUCGGGCUACCGCAUGCAUCUGUCUCUGGAGCGCAUGCCUUAUUUAUAGACGUUCUGCUGGUGUUGUUUCUGCCGCUCCGUUGGAGACCGUGAGAACAAACCUGGAUGAAAGAAAUUAGAGCCACGGAAGCACUUCCUCUUUAGUUACAAGGUUAGUCCGCUAAGCGUCGUGUCCAUCAGAGUCCCUUCCCCCUCGCUGGUCAUCUGAUAAUAGAUAGAACACUUCAUGAGGCAGCAUGCUUGACUCCGCUGCGCUAGAAAGACAUCUGGACAGCUGCAUUUGAAAGCUGGGACAACAGAGAGAUGAAGUCGGAGGCUACGGAGGACAUCUCGGCCGGACUCGCAUCUCAAGAGGCACUUUCAGAGGUCUUGUCCGAGGCAGCCGCAAAAGAGACGACCCAAGGUGAGCAGGAGGAGGAGAACCCAGGAGGGGACGGGGACAGCGACAGCACCGAGCACGGUUGUCCGGGAUGCUUGCCUUUAACUGUGUGCUGCGUCUGCCUAGAGCUUGAGCACGUGCGUAACUGCGUCCGCUCUGAAAAAAUUUGCAUCCUGCCCAUCCUGGCCUGCUUGCUGAGUCUGGCCCUCUGCACGGCCGGACUCAAGUGGGUCUUUGUGGAUAAGAUCUUUGAAUACGAGCCACCUAGCCACCUUGAUCUCAAGCGCAUCGGACAGGACCCUAAUUUAUAUCUAAAUACUUCGUCGUCAGUCUCGCCCCCCAACCUCACCUCCACCCCGACAACUCCAAACGUCCAAGGACAGCCAAACGUGUUCGUGGAGGGCGAAUCCACGGGCGGUCCAUUCGUGGCCCCCUCGCCUAAGGUGCUUGUUUUUACCUCCACCCCUUCAGUGACAAUUCGUACGAACCCUGCAUCUCCACCCAACCCCAAGAGCACCUUCAGACCGGCUAAGAAUGACACCCUAAUCCAAUAUCCGUCCCAAACUCUGGAAUCUAACGAUAUUAUUCCCAGAACCUCGGCCACCAGCACCACAACAUCGGCAAAGACCUCGAGUCACGUGACCCGCUGCAGCGAGAGCGAGAGGAACUACUGCGUGAACGGAGGAGAAUGCUUUACGCUGGAGGUCACACCCGGAAACAUCAGACGCCUCUGCAGGUGCCCCAAUGAGUUUACUGGUGAUCGCUGCCAAAACUACGUAAUGGCCAGUUUCUACAAACAUCUUGGGAUUGAAUUUAUGGAAGCUGAGGAGCUCUAUCAGAAACGUGUUUUGACAAUAACAGGCAUCUGCAUCGCUCUCCUAGUAGUUGGCAUCAUGUGUGUGGUGGCUUACUGCAAAACAAAAAAACAGAGGAAAAAGCUGCACGAUCGGCUGCGGCAGAGUUUACGAGAGCGCAACGCUGCGGCUAAAGGUCCUCCCAAUCCCCCGCCCGAAAAUCUGCAACUGGUCAAUCAUUAUAUGACAAACAGUGCCGUUCCUCCUCAUCUUCAUGCGAUGGAGAAAGAAGCAGAAACGUCUCUCUCUACAAAUGACUUCAUCACUUCAGUACAUCCGUCCACUUCUGUCACUAACUUCUCCAGCUCAUGCUGGAGUAAAACAGAGAGCGUGGAUUCUGACAGUCAUACGGUGACGGUGAACACAUCGGUGAAGAACUGCCGACACCAUGUUACACCCGUACAGAGAGGCCGUCUGAACGCUACUGGAGGUUCACAUCAGAACUCCAGAGAACCUCAGAUCUCCUGCAGUGAGAGGUACGUCCCAGCCAUAACAACACCCAUCCGCCUGUCACCCGUGGGGCCUCUGUCUCCUGUGACGCCCUCCUCGCCGCCUUCCGAGAUGUCGGCUCCUCUCUCCAGCCUGGCGACCUCCAUCCCUUCCAUGGCGACCAGUCCCUCCGGAGAGGACGAGCGCCCCCUGCUUUUCCGGACGCCGCCGAUCAUGCGUGACAAAUCGUCUUCGAACCAGGCCCGGAGGUCGGGCCACAAUCUCCGUAACUCUGCCCACUACAAUCACGGCCUCGACCUGCUGAGCCCUCCGGCCAGCCCUCUGCACAUCGAAGAGGACGGAGAGACCGAAAGCUCGCACAACCCCAGCGAAAGAACUCAACAGAUCGUCCGGGCGGCCGAAGAGUCGUCAGAGCCCGGCAGCGGCAGUAACUCGGCGAGCAGCAGCUCGGAAAGCGAGGACGAGGACACGCCGUUUCUCGGCUUGCAAAACCCGCUCAAGUCCGGCACCGCGGUUCUGGACGGGCUGGAGGGUAACAGAACUAACCCUGUACUACACCUGUCACCACAGGACCACCUGCAGAGCAGACUAACUAGUGUCAUGGUCAACCAAGAUCCUAUAGCCGUGUAAAACGAAACAGAUCACCACUAAACCUUUAUUUUCUAUAAUUAGGUAUUUGAGGAAAACUAUUUUAUUUUAGCGAAACAGAGACUUUUAUAAACUCGAUGUAUGAAAAAUGUGUUCAUGUUAUUAUGUUGUUAUUAUUAAAAGUGCCAUUCAUGUGUAGCUGAGGUCACAGUAUUUCAUUAGCAGAAUAAAUAUAAUCAAAAUGGUGCCUUUUCAUUUAAGUUGGGGAAAAGAAAACACGAUAAAAACUGCAUUAUGCCACUGGGCCAUAUAUUCACCACCAAAUAAAUACGUGUGUGUCUGAAAAAGAAACUCCACCAGCACUCCGUGUAGGAAUAGUAAACAAACCAAAUGGUCACUUUGGUAAAAAUGUUUAUUUUUAUUGAACCUGAUCAUUAUUGUAUUCCUACAUUGUGGCUGUAAAUCUGAAUGUAAGUAAGUCGAUCUACUGCUGCUCAUUAGAGUUUAUUAACACUUGCUAGAAAAGUGCUAAGAAAUACUAAAACUAUUCACAAAAUCAGCUAUAAGACAAACAUAAUCACAUUAUUGUGUUUUAUAUCAUCGUGUAUUUUGAUUUCGUCAUAUGACUGAAUAUAUGGCUCAUUGUAUCCAUCACAUUCAUUGGCUUUGGUGUAAAACUUAAAGCAGCAGUUGUUUGAAAAGUGCAAAUUGUUUCAUUCAGAAGAUGGAAAUAGAUUAUUCUUUUUUUUUAACAUUCAUCUUUUGUUAUCCAUGUAAACUGUUACAUUAUAUUCAGAGUGUUUCUAUUAUACGUUACGUUCAUGUGUGCGUCCAGUAUUUUACAUUCAGAUGAGGGCUCUGCUGUUUGCUUUCACAGAUUACUUACAUCAUUUCACCACCAUCUCUUCAGCUUGAUCUCAAUACAACACACACAUAUAUAAAUAUAUAUAACCUGGAGCAGUGAAUUUCUCUUCCAUUAAAAGAUUUUAUUUAUUUUCUUUAUUUAUUUGUUAUUUAUUUAUUUAUUAUCUGAUCUUGGCCUUAUGUAAUCUUUCAUUUAUAAUUCUAUAUUUUAAUAGCGAUGAUAUUACAAUGUUUGUUUUUCCAUCACUUAGUAAUAUUUCUGUGCAGCAUUCUGUCAUUCAAAACAAUAAAUGUUCACCUUGAAAAAAUGCUGAUUGUAAAUAAUAUAAAACAAGCUGAUGAACAGCCCGAGUCUUCAUGUAAAUAUCUUCAGAUGAUGAGCACCAUCAUGCUUACGUUUGUUAUGAGCAAUUUAUUUACUGUUUGCAUAAAAUUGUUUGCAGAAAUAUUCAAAUGAAGGCAUUUUCUCUGAAUGCAUCGAUGUUCGAGCGUUUUUGGAUUAUUGUUUGACCACCACACACUGCUCAUGAAUCAGAUGAACAGAUAACUGUCCGUAACCAAGAAGAAGAAGAUGAAUGUGUUGAUCUCAAAGCAUGAGGACAAACACAGGCAUGCCACAUACAAACAAGCUUGUUCAUCAUGACCACAGUCUAACUGAGAAAUAAUAAUGCUGCUCUUGUGUGACAAACUCUAUAAAAUGUCUGGACGAUACGUGUGAUAGCUUUACAUUGUGUUUCAUGUCUUUCUUUCACCUUCAGUGUUGCUUCACACUAAUUAGGUUUAAAAGACGUUUGAUCAAACUGAAAAACUUUGGUCAUUUACACUUGAGUUGCACUCGUUGUAAUGUAUGUCUUGUCUGCCUCUCGACCUAUACUUGUGAAAUCUGAAACAUAGGCAGUGAGUGGCGUGACCUGUGAUCUGUCAAGAAACUACAGUACACUCUUAAAAAUAAAGAUUCUUCACAGCGA
Molecule: messenger RNA, 4485 nt
Organism: Misgurnus anguillicaudatus (oriental weatherfish)
Lineage: Eukaryota; Metazoa; Chordata; Actinopteri; Cypriniformes; Cobitidae
Gene: nrg1
Product: neuregulin 1
Biological process (GO): activation of transmembrane receptor protein tyrosine kinase activity; intracellular signal transduction; cell differentiation
Molecular function (GO): chemorepellent activity; protein tyrosine kinase activator activity
Source: RefSeq, a predicted model, not a curated record